UACUUUUAAUUUAAGUCGACUCAAUUUAUAUCACCCUGACUUUAAGCAACGAGUUAGUUUAAUUGAAAAGACCGAUCGUUGCAGUUGUUUUUCUAUUUGUUUGUUAUUAUUUAUUUGUUUUCUACCCUCCUCAAAUACUUUUCCAAAUUAAGCAUCAUGUCACUUGACGAGAGAUUCAAUGCUGCCGCUGUUAAAGUGAAGACAUUCACAAAACGUCCAACCGACAGUGAACUCUUACAAUUGUAUGCUCUUUUCAAGCAGGCUUCUUUUGGGGACAACAAAACAAGUAAACCAGGUAUGCUUGACCUGAAAGGCCGCGCCAAGUGGGAGUCGUGGAAUGAUUUGCAAGGCAAGAGUCAAGAUGCCGCCAAAGAAGAGUACAUUGCUUUGGUUGAGAGUCUUAGCCAAAAGUACUUGUAAUUUGACUGAAUAACCAAAUAAAGAAUUUUAUUUUUCAUUUUAUAUUAUGUACCUACUAGAAAUUUGUCACAUUAAAUAAAUUUUGUUUCUUAGUAA
This is a messenger RNA of Eupeodes corollae, 516 nucleotides long. It is a transcript of the gene Acbp2, whose product is annotated as acyl-CoA-binding protein homolog. Bases 157 to 420 code for a protein of 87 amino acids. Gene Ontology annotation, biological process: fatty acid metabolic process. The transcript has 3 exons. Gene Ontology annotation, molecular function: long-chain fatty acyl-CoA binding. The record is from RefSeq and is a predicted model, not a curated record. NCBI's taxonomy places the organism in Eukaryota, Metazoa, Arthropoda, Insecta, Diptera, Syrphidae.